Molecule: messenger RNA, 834 nt
Organism: Prunus armeniaca (apricot)
Lineage: Eukaryota; Viridiplantae; Streptophyta; Magnoliopsida; Rosales; Rosaceae
Source: the annotation of a GenBank genome assembly
AUGAGGUUGAACCCAACGAAGUGCGCCUUCGGUGUAUCUUCGGGGAAAUUUCACGGAUUCAUGAUCAGCCAAAGAGGAAUCGAAGCCAAUCCUGAGAAAAUCAAAGCCAUAAUCGACAUGAAGACGCCGAAGACGCAGAAAGACAUUCAAAGCCUUACCAGACAUGUUGAUGCCUUAACGCGCUUCAUCUCCAGGGCCACCGAUAAAUGUGUACCAUUCUUCAAAGCCUUGAAAUGGGGCAAACAUCAUAUCGCGUGGACUCCCGAAUGCGACCAAGCAUUUCAAGACUUGAAGAACUACAUGAGCAAGGCACCACUAUUGUCAAAACCGCUUCCUGGAGAAGUUCUCCUCCUCUACCUUUCGGUAUCCAGCACUGCUGUUAGCUCGGUAUUAAUACGGAAGCCAGAGAAGGCAGAGCUACCAAUCUUUUAUGUCAGUAAGGCGCUUCAAAGCGCGGAGCUUCGAUACCCACCCUUGGAACAGCUAGCACUAGCCCUUGUUGUCUCCGCCCAUACUUCCAAGCACACGAGAUCACGCCGAUUGGUGAAAUGGGCGAUCGAGCUGGGAGAAUUUGACAUACAGUUCAAGCCGAGGCCUGCAGAGAAGGGUCAGGCCGUCGCCGACUUCAUCUCCGAGCUCAUACCUUCUGCACCAUUGGAAACAUCCUUUCCGAACGCUGUUAUUGCAGAACCAGGAAAAAUGGAUGCCGAGCGCUUUGAUCCUUCUGUCCCUCUAUGGAUCCUGCAUGUUGACGGCUCGGCAAAUCAGCAAGGCUGUGAAGCUGGCUUAGUGUUAACUACUCCAGACGGAAGCAAAGUCGAAUAUGCCAUCUGA